UGCAGCGGUCUCCCUGUAACCAUCGUUGAAAAGAUCUUUCCUCUUUGAGCAACACUUAGAAACGUUACUCAAUCUGGUAUUGUUGUCUCUGCCAUGGAAUGUGCGCUCUACAGACAGUUGGUACAGAUGGUCAAUGUGUUGUCACUUUACAACACCAACCACUGACACUCCUCCUAUAACGUACUUUUCUGCCAGAAGACGUUCGCUCAUAAUUUGCAAAGACCAUUACAUUGAAAGAAAGGAUUCACCUGUUCUUUGCCUCGACAGAAGCCAAGUUUCAAGAUGGAUCCUGUGUCACUCAUGAUGUCAACGCCCAAAUCAGAGAGACAUUUGACAUUUUUCUGGGAAUUUACACAUCCGCAAUCUAAAUUUGAUGAUUCCACCAGCAACUUCUGUCAGUUUUUGGAUAUGGAUGUUUCUCGUGAGACCACCAACAGAAGCACUUCAUGUGAACUCUUCUCGGAGUGUCGGCACAGUCCACGUUUACUCACCAAUGGCUAUUAUAUUUGGAACGAAGGUAGCUGCUUGUGUAAUACAGAUGCCAACGUCUCCAUCAGCCCUGCAAAGCUGAAGGUGCCUUAUAAAGAAACAUUAGUAAGAAUUUUUCCGAAGAGGAGGAGAAGAAUGGACUUGAGGUUUUAUGACACCCAAGAAGCAGAGAAAUCUUUGCAAUGUGUGGAUCUACAGCAAGAAGAUGACUCUGAACACAAGAACUCUGGUACGGAAAUUGCAAAACCAUGCUGUUUAAAAUAUACAGCUGACAAUGUUGAGAAAGACAACCAAUCCCAGGGACCACCUGUGCACUUCUCAGCUGCAGAUGCUGUUUGUGGAAACAAAGAACCUAGCAGUUGGAAGAGUUAUAUCCAAACGGUGACAUUAUUUUUCUUGUGCUUCUCGAUCUCCAUGUGGGCCAGGUCCUGGUUGACUAAACUACUUGCUAAUCUGCUGACGUCUGUUAUGGUCCUCAGUAUUAUCUGUUUUGCAUUUCCACAUCCAGGACAUAAAAGGCCAUCUCAAAUUAACCAAAAUGUCAACCAUGAAAUGCUGCCUCCUGCACCUGACAUUCAUAUGGGAUUCAUGACAUCAUCAAGCUCCAAACUAAAGACCUAAUGAAUGGGAUUAUUUACCAAUUCUUCAUAUAUAUCUUCUGUCAAAUUCCUGCUUCUGUUAUUCUUUCCAA
This is a messenger RNA of Spea bombifrons (plains spadefoot toad), 1180 nucleotides long. RefSeq names its product transmembrane protein 71 (gene TMEM71). The transcript has 10 exons. The record is from RefSeq and is a predicted model, not a curated record. Lineage: Eukaryota; Metazoa; Chordata; Amphibia; Anura; Pelobatidae. Bases 283 to 1110 code for a protein of 275 amino acids.